Molecule: messenger RNA, 324 nt
Organism: Linum trigynum
Lineage: Eukaryota; Viridiplantae; Streptophyta; Magnoliopsida; Malpighiales; Linaceae
Source: the annotation of a GenBank genome assembly
AUGCUCUUUUCUCUAAUAUUCGACUCAAAUAUUUUCUCCUUCUAUUCGAUUUAUGCGUCGCGCGUCACGGCUCUCCUUCAACCCUCAUCGCUCUCGCUUUCUCAGGCUGUUCGUACUCUUGGCGGGGAUAACUGCCCAGGGAAGGUUCACCGACACCUAAAACGUAUUUUCUGCAGCGCUCAACUUCAGUUGUGGCUGGGAGAAGGCAGCGAGGAGAGGAAUGAUUUUAAAGGGAAGGUUUGUCGUGAGUUUAAACAAUCAUUCUCCGCUCUGCGAAUUCGAGAUAUGGCACUCCGGGUUGUUCGGCAAGGUAGCCGACUCUGA